Molecule: messenger RNA, 2570 nt
Organism: Ctenocephalides felis (cat flea)
Lineage: Eukaryota; Metazoa; Arthropoda; Insecta; Siphonaptera; Pulicidae
Gene: Lztr1
Product: leucine-zipper-like transcriptional regulator 1
Exons: 14
Coding region: 232-2535 (767 amino acids)
Cellular component (GO): Golgi apparatus
Molecular function (GO): protein binding
Source: RefSeq, a predicted model, not a curated record
UUGACAGAUAAACUUAUCUCUCAAAACGCUUGACAUGUGUUUAUAACAUUCUUCUGUAUUUGAGAUUUGUUUAUUUUCCGAAGAAUUUCUAUCACUAUCUCUAACCAAUUAUGUGAAAUAUGCAAUAAAGUUGCAAGCAAUAGAUUGCAGGAUUAAAUAAAGAUGGCAAGUUUUGGAUUCAAAACAUAAAGCGCAUACACCACAAAUUUUCUUUGGCAUAACUUUUACAUCAUGGCACAGUUUCAAAGUAGUAAAUCUAAGGACAAAACAGAUGUCGAUAAUGCCCUCACAUUAGAAUUUGGACCAUUUGAAACAGUUCAUAAAUGGAAGCGAAUGAUAGAAUGUAAUGAGUUUGUCGGUGCAAGACGUAGUAAACAUACAGUAGUUGCAUACAAGGAUGCUAUAUAUGUUUUUGGUGGAGAUAAUGGAAAAUCUAUGCUUAAUGAUUUAAUCAGAUUUGAUAUAAAUGAGAAAUCAUGGGGAAGAGCAUUUUCUACUGGUACGCCUCCAGCUUCCAGAUACCAUCAUUCUGCAGUGGUAUACGGUUCCUCAAUGUUCAUAUUUGGUGGAUACACCGGUGAUAUACAUUCAAAUUCCAAUUUAACCAAUAAAAAUGAUCUGUUUGAAUAUAAAUUUCAAAAUGCUCAAUGGGUAGAAUGGAAAUUUACAGGAAAGCGCCCAGUACCUCGUUCUGCACACGGUGCUGCUGUUUAUGACAAUAAACUUUGGAUUUAUGCUGGUUAUGAUGGAAAUGCACGUCUGAAUGAUAUGUGGACUAUAUCAUUAAAUAGUGAACCAGUGUGGGAAGAAGUGCAACAAAAAGGAGAUUGUCCUCCAACAUGUUGCAAUUUUCCAGUUGCUGUGGCAAGAGGUUGUAUGUAUGUUUUUAGUGGCCAAAGCGGAGCCAAAAUCACCAAUGCAUUAUUUCAGUUUAAUUUUCAAUAUAAAACAUGGACUCGAAUUUCUACUGAACAUAUAUUGCGAGGUGCUCCCCCACCUCCGCCAAGAAGAUAUGGACAUACAAUGGUUGCAUAUGAUAGACAUCUGUAUGUGUUCGGUGGAGCAGCAGAUUCAACACUUCCAAAUGAUUUGCACUGCUUUGAUUUAGAUACACAAGUGUGGUCAGUUGUUAUGCCCGCUGCUGAGUCCAAUGUGCCAUCAGGAAGACUAUUCCAUGCCUCAACUGUGAUUGGUGACGCAAUGUAUAUAUUCGGUGGUACUGUUGAUAAUAAUGUCAGAAGUGGAGAAAUGUUUAGAUUCCAGUUUUCCAGUUAUCCAAAAUGCACACUCCAUGACGAUUUUGGAAAAAUCUUGCAGACUAGACAAUUUUGUGAUGUAUUGUUUUUACUUGGGCCUGAAGAAAUUAAAGUUACUGCUCAUUUGGCAAUGGUAGCAGCAAGGUCGCAGUGGUUGAGAGCUAAAAUAAGGGCUGCCCGUGAAGCUAGAGAUAAACAUAUUGAACAGUUAUUUGUAAAUACAAAUGAACGUCCACCCCCAUCUGAUCUACCAUUUUUAGAAGUUAAACUACCGGAUGCUUCUUCAGAUGCAUUUGAGAUGGUAUUGAAUUACAUUUAUACUGACAGAAUAGAUCCAACAGAAAAAAUUAAAGAUCCUUUCAGCAAUCAAAUUGUUUUAUUGAUGAUGGAUGUAUAUCAGCUCGCGGAACAGUUUUAUAUACCAAGGCUUGAACAAUUGUGCAUUCAGUAUCUUGAAUUUACAAUAUUACCUUGCAAUGUAUUGGAAGCCUUACAUAAUGCAGACAAAAUGAAUUUAACUGUGAUAAAAGAAUUCUGCUUAAGAUUUAUUGUUAAGGAAUGCAAUUUUACUCAAAUUGUUAUGUCGAAGGAAUUUGAUACUCUCUAUCAACCACUUAUGGUUGAGAUUAUACGCCGCAAACAAAUGCCUCAAGCAAGAAAUUUACCCGAGAUGCAAUAUGAUAUUUCAAUAGGAACAACAUUGGAACAAGAUAUGGCAUUAUUUUUAAAAUCAGUAGGAAAUGAGUUUUGUGAUAUAGUUCUCGAAUUAGAUGGUUCUGCCAUACCAGCGCAUAAAAGCGUACUUGCUGCAAGGUGUACUUAUUUUGAAGCAAUGUUCAGAUCUUUCAUGCCAUCAGAUAAUAGAGUUAAUAUACAAAUAGGUGAUAUAUCACCUUCCAGAGAGUCAUUUGAAUCUUUACUCCGGUAUAUAUAUUAUGGCGAUACUAAAAUGCCUCCUGAGGAUUCACUAUACUUAUUUCAAGCUCCAUUCUUUUAUGGUUUCACAAAUAAUAGACUGCAGGCUUUUUGCAAACAAAAUUUAGAAAAUAAUGUGACAAGCGACAAUGUGUUACAAAUUUUGGAAGCAGCAGAUAAAAUGCAAGCUAUUGAUAUAAAAAAGUAUGCUUUGCGAAUGAUAAUGAAUGAUUUUCCCACUGUGGCACGACAAGGAAAGAUGUCAAGUUUAACAAAAGAGCUUUUGAUUGAUAUUUUAAGAGCUCUUGCUGAUGAAAAAUAUGAUUCCGGACUAUGUGAUAUGAGCUUACAAGGAAGCAAAUAGUAUUCACUUAUACUAAACUACUUUUACAAGAUAAA